This is a messenger RNA of Melitaea cinxia (Glanville fritillary), 4592 nucleotides long. It is a transcript of the gene DAAM, whose product is annotated as disheveled-associated activator of morphogenesis 1. Lineage: Eukaryota; Metazoa; Arthropoda; Insecta; Lepidoptera; Nymphalidae. The coding region runs from base 16 to 3201 and encodes 1061 amino acids. Gene Ontology annotation, molecular function: actin binding; small GTPase binding. Gene Ontology annotation, biological process: actin cytoskeleton organization; positive regulation of actin filament polymerization. The record is from RefSeq and is a predicted model, not a curated record. The transcript is spliced from 18 exons.
ACCCCCACGCAUCCCAUGCCGCCACAAGAUGAGCUCGACGCGAAAUUCGCCGAAUUGGUGGAAGAGUUGGACCUUACAGCGGUUAAUAAAGCAGCGAUGAUGGAGUUGCCGGCUGCGAAGAAGUGGCAGAUCUAUUGCAGCCGGCGACCACCACCUGGACAAGCACCACCCUUAGCCACAGCGCCACAAGUUGAAGACUACAUCAAGGCUCUUAACGAAAUUGCUGAUGCAUUCGCGUCAUCAGAAGCCCCCUCAGCAACAGAAGCGUGUGCACUAGUCGACGGUUUGAAGACUGCACUUCGGACGCGGGCGCACAGCUUCGUACUACGUUUCAUCAAGCAGGGCGGUCUAGCUGCCUUGUUGGAAGCGCUACAGAGAGCCCCACGAGACGACGCUGCGACGAGACACAACCUCAUCGCUGGAAUCAAGGCGCUUAUGAACAAUUCGACGGGUCGAGCUCAUGUCCUUGCGCACCCUACGAGUAUCGAUCUGAUCGCACAGUCGAUGGACACAGAAAACGUUAAGACAAAAGUUGCUGCCUUGGAAAUUUUAGGAGCAGUUUGCCUCGUUCCUGGCGGACAUAAGAAGGUUUUAGAAGCUAUGAUUCAUUACCAAAAGUACGCGGGCGAAAGAGCUCGUUUUCAAGGUAUUGUGAACGAAUUAGACCGCAGUACGGGUGCCUAUCGUGACGAUCUCGGUCUUAAGACCGCUAUUAUGUCCUUCGUCAACGCUGUAUUGAACUAUGGUCCCGGCGAAGAAAGCUUGGAAUUCAGGCUGCAUUUGAGAUAUGAGCUCCUCAUGUUGGGAAUACAGCCUGUGAUCGAGAAACUUCGAAAAUACGAGAACGAGACCCUCGACAGGCACAUCGAGUUCUUCGAGAUGGUUCGAAACGAAGAUGAGAGGGAACUUGCUAGAAGGUUCGAUAAGCAGCACGUCGACACGAAGAGUGCUGCCGCUAUGUUCGAACUGUUGAGGAGGAAACUCAGCCACACCGCUGCUUACCCCCACCUCCUGUCCAUGUUGGAACACCUUUUAUUGCUUCCAUUGGAGUACAACCCGCACUCGCAGCACUGGCUGCUGCUGGACCGCGUGGUGCAGCAGCUGGUGCUGCAGCAGCCGGCCGCCGGCAGCCGCGCCAGCAGCGUUUACGAUCCAGACGUAGCUCCCUUAGAAAUAAACGUUGGAGAGAUUGUUCACUUGCUAGCCAAGGAAGAGGAACUAGUCGCCGCCAGAACUAAAGCUGAAAACUUGGAGAGAGAAAACGUUGAUUUGGCCACCGAAUUAGCUAAAAAGGAGAAGCAAGUGGACCAGCACACGCAAGAGAAGGAGGAGUUGGAGGGAGUUGUGUCGCGGCUGAAGGAGAGGCUGGAGAGGGAGACGGCCGCGCACAUGGAGUGCGCGGAGCGGGCGCGCGCCGCCGCCUGCCGCGCGCACCAGCUGGAGCAGCAGUUGAAUCAAGAGCGAGUUGAACGAGCGAGAUUUGAGAAACUAGUCAGCGAAGGUAGCAUUCCUGAUGAUGCUAAGGUCAGCAAUUUAAAGAGCGCAGUCAUUGAGACCAGCAGCGCCCCCCCGCCGCCACCUCCCCCCUCACUGUGCCCUCCUCCCCCCGCGGCGCCCCUGCCUCCUCCUGCGCCUCUGGCACCCCCCGCACCCCUCGCCCCGGCACACCCCAGGCCUAAGAAGAACGUCCCCACCCCCGGUAACCCCCUGAAAAGCUUCAACUGGAGCAAGUUGCCGGACACGAAACUCCAUGGAACCAUCUGGCAGGAGCUGGACGACACCAAGUUGUACAACGCCAUGGAUCUACACGCGAUCGACAAAAUGUUCUGCGCUUAUCAGAAAAACGGUGUUCAGAAUGAAGGCUCAGUAGAAGACUUACGGCAACUAGGUUCUAAGCCACGCACCAAAAUCCUCUCUGUGAUCGACGGCCGUCGCGCGCAAAACUGCACCAUAUUGCUAUCCAAACUAAAAAUGAGUGAUGAGGAGAUUUGCCGAGCGAUCCUACGUAUGGAUAGCGCAGAACAACUCCCCUUGGAUAUGGUGGAACAGCUCCUGAAGUUCACACCCAGUGCGGAGGAAGCUGCACUCCUGGAGGAGCAUCAGGACGAGCUCGACAGUAUGGCUCGAGCUGACCGGUUCCUCUAUGAAAUAUCCAAGAUCCCCCACUACUCCCAAAGGGUUCGAACGCUACUCUUCAAGAAGAAGUUCUCCGGAGCGAUAACGGAAGCGAGCAGUCGAGCGUCCGUAGUUCUGAGAGCCGCCAGAGAUAUGACUAGGUCGAGGAGACUCCGAGCCCUUCUGGAGAUAGUCCUUGCCUUAGGGAACUACAUGAAUCGUGGUGCGAGAGGAAACGCAUCCGGCUUCCGACUAUCGUCGCUAGGUAAGCUGGCGGAUACGAAGUCUAGCGUGUCAAGAAACACAACGCUUUUGCACUAUCUCGUUGAGCUGUUGGAGACACAGUUCAAAGACGUGCUACUGCUGGAGGAGGAUUUGCCUCACGUACGUGCAGCGGCCAAGGUGUGUGUGGAACAGCUGGAAAAGGACGUGAGUUCGCUACGGGCAGGUCUGCGUGAAGUAGCGAGGGAGCUGGACUACCACGCCUCGCUGCCCGCGCCCGCCCAGCCGCACGACGCCUUCGUCCCCGUCAUGCGGGACUUCCACGCCCACGCCGUGUGCUCCUUCACCCAGCUCGAGGACCUGUUCCAGGACAUGAAGAGCCGCCUGGAGGCGUGCGCGGCUGCGUUCGGCGAGGAGGCGAGCGCGUCGCCCGAGCAGCUGUUCGGCGCGCUGGACGCCUUCCUGGCGCAGCUGGCGGAGGCGCGCGCCGACUGCGACGCGGCGCGCCGCCGCCGCCACGACGAGCUGCGCCGCACGCGCCACGAGCUGGAGCUCAAGAAACGCACGAUGGAAAGGAAACAAGGCUCGAGUCUGUUAAGCUCGGUUGGUAAAUCUCUCGGGAAAACCAAUGGAACAUCAGAUUGCAACGGUCACUCCGGAGAUAAUUCCAGAGAUGGCACCCUGACGAAUGGACAAAAAGGAGAAUUCGACGACCUCAUCUCGGCUUUGAGAACCGGUGACGUAUUCGGAGAUGACGUGGCCAAGUUCAAGAGAUCAAGAAAAGCAGCUAAAGGUCACAAAGGACGCGAUUCACCGCCGAGAGCAGUUUGCAGGGAAGAUUCCAGAGAACGGCAGAAGAACUGAGCUUAUUGGAGUUUAUUUAAAAAUUGGAAUUAAUAAAAAUGGUUUCCUGGUUUAUUUGGAACAUAAGCGUUUUAAGUGAUAUUUUCCAGUGUUGGAUGGUAGGUUAGUAUAAAAUAAUCGAGUCACAAAUAAACGUUUUCGAUUUAGAGAAGUAGUAGAUUGUGCCAAUAUUUGGUUUCUUUAUGAGUUCGCAUGGUUUUGAAAAGGCCCAUAGACAAUUUAACAUCAGUAGGUCUUUUUUUUAAUGUAUGAUCCGUUUUUAUAGUCUUUAAGCUUAAUGGUGGUUAAGGAGAUUGUUAAGGUUAUGCUUGUAUAUCAGCAUAUAUUCCACGUGUAUAAAAAUAUUACGGUAUUAGCUUAUAAAGAAAUCUGAUAUUAGGAUUGUUAAUGUAACGUAACCAAUAAAGUAUAUCCGGCUUUUUGAGUUAACAAAGAUUUUGAUACAAUUUAUUUUGAAUGGGAUAGAUCUGGACUUUUUGAGGAGUUGUUUAAUAAAAUGGGACGACGAAUACGAUGGAAAAAUUGAAAUUUUAUUCGAGUAAAUAUUAAGACUGCAUGAUAUUCCUUAAUUUAGACGUAUAGUGAGUCAUUUGGUAGGUUAAUUUUUGAAAACGUACCAAUUUUUGACGAAUACAAAUAAUUUACACGGUUUUUUCGAUUUAAAAACAUAUCGCACAUAAUCGCAAAUAUAAAUCGGUUUGACUUUUGAAAAUUGUUGAUUUCGAAAAAGAAAAAUAUCUUUGGACUAGUGGUCUGUACAUUAUAUUAAAAACCAGAGAUAAACUAUUAUGUAAUUUAAUAUUAUGGAUUAUUUAUAAUGAUCCAUUAGAAUAUUCAAAUUUAGUUGACAUCUGCCCUAAGCUUAUGGCACAAAUAAAAAUAUUGUUUCUUAAAAACGUUACAAGUUACAUUGGUAAUAAAUUUAAACUGAACAUAGUAAGGUAUUAUUAUUGGCAUUUGACUUCAACUAUUUUACCUAUAAAAACCGAUCUACAAAUGCGACCCAAUCAAUAUAUUAGUAAGAAUUUACAUUGUAAGGUUUUGAAAUAGAGUGAAUACUUUCAAAAAUAUUUUUAAGCUGACUGGUCAAUUAGGUACGCUUUUGUGGGUCGGUUUCUUUGUAACAACACACUGCAGAUUUACGCACUUGGAAUUUGAUUAAUGAUAAUAAAAUGUAUUCAGGAUUUUUUUAUAGAAACAAAAAUCGACAAUGUGUUGAACGCUUUUCGGCAUGAAAUGUUGGAAUUGUCAUAGAUAUCGCAGUCAUACGAACCAUAGACUAGGAAUUGAUUAUCUAUGCCUAAAUAAUCGGCGUAACUUUUGAAUAUCUAUUGUAGUAUAAUUGUAUGCCAUAUUUGGAAUUUUCGAGAAAUAUACAUUUUGUAAUUUUA